AUGGUGUCAAAAGUCAAUGAUUUGUUCAAUUUAUUUGUUGGUCGAUGGAUUUUCGCCAAAACUCCAAUGUUAGGUUUUCUAUUAAUUUUAAUAUCAACUUCGGUGAUCGCUGAUCAGCAGGUUAGUUUUUUCUAAAUAAUUGGUUAUGGCUGAUUCUAGAAACAUCAGCUGAUUUUAGAAACCAGUUUUUUAUUUUUUUUUUCUAGCAAUGGCCACUUCCUGACGAAGUUUCUGCAUCUCUUAUGCACGAAAUUCCUGUGCUUCACACAGCUUUCGUUCAAAUCGGUGAAGAACUUCAUUAUGUUGGGAAAGAAAAUAUGAAUAAAAAUAAAAACAAUCCUCAUCAUCAACAACAAAAUGAGAUGACGAAAAAUCAACUUCAACUCGAAAUCGAUCCGCCAAUGUUGGACUUUGGUGAUAAUUCUGUCGGAAGUGCACAGAAGCGAAAAGUUUAUGUGAAAAAUCUUCGGAAGGAGGUUCUACAUAUGGAUGCGUUUAUUGUGAAUUCAGUCGAAUUUCAGGCCUCAUAUUAUGAAUCAAAUGUAACUAACUUAGUUAAACUGACCCCAGAAUAAAAACAAUGUUUCAUUUUUCAGAAAAUCGGGCCCGGUGAAUCAACAUGGUUCGAAGUUGUAUUUUUGCCAAGAGAAAUCGGCAAACGCACAACAACAAUUGAAUUUUAUUCAGCCGGCGAUUUAUACAAAUAUAAAGUGACUGGAAAUUGUGUGUCGAAUCCGUAUCGAAUCUCACCAUUUGUAGGAUAUCAUAUUCCAUUGAAUACAACCAUUUCGAAACCCUUGAUUUUACAUAAUCCAUAUCCAUUUACAAUGACGAUUACAGAGGUGAAUUUUUUGAAUCGUAGAGUCAACUGUAGUUUUGAGAGUUGAUAGAAGUCUUCAAGACUUCGAGAAAUGAAAAGAAAAUAAAAAUUAGAAGUAUUCGUGGAUUUUGAAGGUCACGUCUCUUAGUUAUUUAUUUAUAGCAUUUUUCUCUGAAAAUGAAAAUGUGGUUGUUUUUAUUCGGAACAACAACGGAAUGAAAUUUUUGCAAAAAAACGUAAACCUUUAAAAUCCACGAAAUCCACGAAUUAUUCCACAUUCCAAAAAAAAACAAAAUUAAAUAAAUUCAUUUUCAGAUUUCGUCAUCUGGUGGAAAUGGUCAUAUUGAACUACCUCACGGAAUCGAUGAAAAUUAUGCCGAAGAACUUCCACAAUAUUGGGAUAUUCGACCGUUUCAAACAAAACAAAUUGCAAAUGUUAUGCUUGUUGGUGGAAUGACUGAUAAUACAACGUGUUUUGUGAGAAUUUCAGCCGAAUUGCAAGCUGUUGUGAACGUUCGUCUUGAUGAUAUAAUCUUAACUAUUCCAAUAGAAGUCACAAAAUCUCGAGGUGUUUAUUCGACCAGCGAAAUCCUAGAUUUUGGUCUCCUCCGAUCUGGAGAAAGAUCGAAUUCUCAAAUAUUCUCCGUUUUUCAAUAUCAACUUGGCGGGCGAUUAGAAUUUGAAACAUUAUAUGUGGAAAAAGGUGAUCAUACUGGAAUUUAUAUGGAAUUUUCGUCAAAUCCUCCGAUUAUUGUGUAUCCGGGAAGAAAUGCUAUUGCAGGUAAGAUUUUAAAUGAAAUUUACUGGAAAAAAACUUAAAUUCCAGGCCCGAAAGCUGAUCUAGUCAAGGUGUAUUUCGAUGCUUCGCGAAUUGAUUUUCCUGAUUCUGCGCCAGCUAUCAAACAUCACACCGGAUCAAUAAUUGCAGUUUCCCGAGGAGGAAAUUAUAAUCUAACAAUUCCAUUUAAAGCCGAUGUUUUUCAAGGCAAUCUAUACUCUGUUGGCAAUGAUUUAUCACUUCAAGAAGAUCUUCGACCACCGCAUCAACGAAUUGUUCGAAUUGAAAAUCAAUUACCAUUUGAUGUUGCUAUUUGGAAUAUCUCAAUGUCUUCAGAUGCGGUUAAUCAUUUUUCAGUGCGUCUUGUUGAUAAUGUUGUUUCGAUUCGAGCUGGACAUAUUGCUCCCGUUUUCAUCUUGAAAUACAAUAAAAAAGUGCCAACGAGUUUUGAUAAUGCGAUGAUUUAUGUGCACACAAACACUUCAACAUUUCGAUUGUAUUUGAAUAAAUUCUCAGGGAGAAUGAGUAUUGAAUUAACAUCAGUUGAUAAACAAUCAUUCGAUUUUGGAUUUGUUGAAAGAAAUGAUACAAGAACUAUUCGAUUCGUUGUUUGGAAUCAUAAUCGAGCUGAAAUGCGACUAAAGAAUUUGCAAGUUCCAUCACGACAAGCUUAUAGAUUAUAUGAAGUUGGAACACAAAAACGGGGAAGUCUAUUUUCGGAUGUUUCAAAUGAUGAAAGAAUUGAAUAUGUUCAAGCAAUUGAUGUUGAUAUUCAACCACAAAGUGGUAAAAUAUUUGACCUAGAAUUAAAGGUUCCGCAAGAUGGAUUAGUCAGAAAUGGUAAUAUAUUAUUUGAAACUGAAUACGAAUCCAAAUUGUUUGCUGUAACUUAUCAAGUUUCCACUGGAUCACUACAAUCUAUACCAGAAAAAAUAACAUUUGGCACAACUUUUCCCGCAAAAUUGGUUUAUCGAAGUUUACAAGUGUUCAAUUCUUUCGAUGAGGAUAUGACAGUAACCAGAUUGACUACAUUAAAUCAAGAUCCACGUUUUCAUUUCGAAGGAUUUGAUCCAAAUAUGCCCCCAGUUUUAAGAUCAGGAAGAUUGACGAAUUUAGGAAGAGUUAUGAUGUCACCACAAAUUCCAUGUUCACAUGAAUAUUGUUAUUUGGGUUUUCCACUGAACACUAAUGGUGAGAAGAUUUUCGAAAAGUUUAAAAAUAAAGAUAUUUUGCAGAUGGUCAAUGGUUUGUACACGGCCUCACACUUCCAGCUAAUUUGGCUGAAAUUGAUGCGUAUUUGUACAAAAAACAGCGAGCAAAAUAUGAUAAUCUUGUGAAAUCUGGACGACAUUUGGUGAAUACAACUGUUAUUUUGGAUACGGAUAAAGCGAAGAAUAUUAAGGUAUGCGGGGAAUUUUGAAAAGAAAGUAAAAAAAUAUAUAUUUGAAAAGAUUAUGUGAAUCCGUAGAUCCAAGAUUUUCAGACAAUUUUGAAAUUUCCACUCAAAACCUAAUUUGUUUCCAGGUCAAAACAUCUGCUGAACUAGUUUGGCCUCGUUUGUUGACUCGAAACUCUAUUCAUUUUCCACUCACAGCUCUCGGCAAUUUCACAAUUGUCAAUCUAACAUUAGCAAAUCCAACAAGUAUGCCAAUUGCAAUUCAAGUCAUUCCAUUGGUAAUUUACCCGGAUGCUGAAGUUUUGGUCGAUCUUUUCCGACCACAUCUUCUCACACCAUUAUCUGAACAUGUUGAAAUGAAUGAGACAUUGAUGUUUUCAUUGAGAGACACUGAAUUGUUCACAUUGAAACCGGAUUCACCAGUUCCGAAACUUCGAGAAGAAUUGGAAUCUCUUAUUCCACAUAAUGUUCCGAGAUUUACAUUAUCAAUGAUAUUAAAACCACAUAUGAAAGUUCGAUUAAGAUUAGGAUUUUUGCCGUCAGAUUAUACAUUGAGAUCUUCGCUUUUAUUGAUUCGAAAUAAUUUGACAGUUAUGGAACCAGUUGUAAUGUAUGGAAAAGGUGCACGAAUUGGAGUUAGAUUGGAAAAUAUGGAAGCAAGAUCGAAACAAGCAUUAUUAUUUGAAAUUCGACAUGAUCAUUUGACUGAUUGUAAUAAUCCAAAAAGACUUAUGCAUAAACUUCAUUCAACACUUACUGUUCGUCGACCAUUCAUGGUUCAUAAUUCGGGAGAAGUUCAAUUUACAAUAACAAAUAUGUCAAUCAAUGGUGUGCCUUGUGAGAAUCGAGGUUUUCGAAUAUUGAAUUGUUAUCCUUUCAAAUUACAACCAAAUGAAACAUAUGCUCUUGAUGUUGCUUAUACACCAGAUUUUCUAACAACUACAAAUGAGGCUGAUCUUCAAUUAUAUAUGCAUAUGAAUGGAAGUGCGUGGUUGUUCCCAUUGGCGGCUACAGUACCCGGAGAUAUGUUGGCGAAAUGUCAUCAAGCAUUGCCAAGACCACCAUUUGAGAAUAUUAUGUAUUAUUGUUGUGUGACGGCGUUGAUGUGAGUUUUUAAAAUUCUGAAAUUGUGUUUUUUUUACGAAAAUUCAAAAUUGUUCACAAUUUCUCAGGCGAAUUUCGAAAAAAAAUUGAAAAUCAUAGAACAUUAAAAAUCUCCAUUACUGAUUGAUUUCAUCCAACAUUCGCUCAAAAUUUGAAAAACGGUACGAAAAAGCUUAGCAAAUUUUGAUUCUUGGACAACUUUCCUAAUACUAAAUUCAAUUUCUCGUUGAAUCACGUUAAUAGCGUACAAUAAAUAAAUACAUUUCUGGGAGAAAAUAUAUCUAAUUCGAUUUGAAACGUAAAAAAAACAGAUUUAUUUAAAAUUUGCUCAAUUCUUUUUUUAGAGAAAACUAGAGAAAAAUUCCAAUCAUCUAUUAUUGUUUUUUUUCCAGUUUCUGCCUUGUUUGUGUUAUCGCUUGUGCUUAUCUUGAAGGAGAUCGUGCAAUUGCAUGUGCAAUUCGACAACAAUUUACAACACCAAGACAUGUUUUCGAUUUGAAUAAUCUAGCAAAACAACAUCAACAACAACAGAAUCAACCAAAAGAAGCAGAAAUUCCUCAAAAAGAAGCGCCAAAAACUGAAGAAAAAUGGAAACUUAGCAAUCCAUCAACUUUACGAGUUUCAUCCGAUGCUUGGAUUGUUAAAAGAUAUGCAAUUAAAUUGGCCAAUUAUGUUGUUCAAUUAGUUCAUUCAGUUUGGAAAUUAUCACUGUUUUAUCGAAAAGAUGAUAAACCCGCGCCUCAGAAAAAUACGAAAGCGAAAAAGAAAAAGAAUCCCGUAACAGCAAAAAAAGAAGAAGUUGCUGUUGUUAAACCAGUUUCAGCUGCUCCUCAAAAAGUUUCACAACCUAAAAAGUCGCCGAAACCGACAAAUAAUAAUAAUAAACGAAAGAAAAGUAGUGAGAAAAAAGAAAUUCCGAUUCAAAAUCGAUCGAAAAGUCGGGAGAAAAAGAAGGGAAGUGCAAAGAAAUUGGAAGUUUUGGCGAUUCCCGAACCUGAGAAAAUAAUUGAAGAACCCGAAAUUGUUGAAGAAGUUGAAGAAGAAGAUCAAGAAGAUAUUGUUGAGGAAAUACCUGAAGAAAUGUAUAAAUUACCAACAUUUGAUUCACAAAUUUAUCAACAAUUUAUUGAUGCAACAAAUGCUUCGAUGAGCGAUGAAAUGUGGGAUACGCCAGCCGCACAAGCUGCCAUGCAAUAUAUGAAUAUUUGGAAUUAUGGUGCACCUUUGACUGUUGAACAAAUGCAGGCAUUGAUUGGACAUGUUGGAGGAGGAGCGGAACCGAGUACACCAACACAGAAUACUGUAAAUCAGUUUGGAUGGAAUUAUCCGCAGGGAGGAGAAGAGGAGAAAUUGUUGGAAGAAGAUCAAGAGAGUAUUGCGCCGGAUUGGGCAGAUGAGGUAUGGUUUUGGGAAAAUGCUGGAAUAUCUUGAAGUUUCCAGUUGAAAAUGAAAUUCUUUGAAAUUUUUAAGUUAAAGUUUUCCCUGUGAAUAAUUACUUCAAAAAUAUCCUUCCUAAAAAGUCGGUUCACAAUUUUUGAAGCACAAUUUUCUCCAUGAAAAUUUCCUGAAAAUAUUAAUUAUUGUUAAAUAUUUUCCUCAUCUAACUUUUUUUUUGUUACAAAUUAUGCAAUAUUCAGAUUUUCUAUAAAACUUUUUUGUUAAUCCUCAAAACCUCAAAAUUUCAGGAAGUGAAUGCAAGUGACGCUGAAAUGGAUUUCUCAAAAAUGGCAGCUGCUUCGAAUAAUUUGGUAUUGACAGAUGAUGAAUUAGAAGAAACAAAUCAAAAUAGUGUGAAGAAAAAUGAUCGAAAUCGAAAAAAGAAUCGAAGUCCGAGUGUUGCAAGUUUAAUUGCAUCGUCGACGUUGUCUAAAAGAGUGAGUUAUGACAUGGCAGAAUUUUUAAAGCAAAACAAUUUAUGAAAUGUUCAAACUUUCAAACUCUAAAAAUCGGUUCACCGGCUCAUUUCGAAUUUAUCUUUGAAAUUUAUUCACCUAUUUCUUUCCAGCUCGAUUCACCGCAAAAAAUGGGAACUCGCCGACUCACAAUUGGAAGUGAAAAGAAAGAUUUGAAAAGUUUUGCUCGAACACCUGGAGCCAAACCAGUUUCUGAUCCUUUCCAAUCCACAACAACAAAUCCAACACAAAAUUAUCCAACUUGGUCAACUAUGGAUUUCUCAUUAUAUCAAAAUGAAUCGACAUCAAAUGUUUGGGGAAAUUCAAGUUCAAAUUCACAACAACAAAAUUUGGACCAUCAAAAUCAAAAUUUAUGUGGAUCACCAAUCGAUCCUUUGUCUGGAUUGGGAAUGGAUUUAGGAACAACUUCAUAUAACACAAUGUUCAGUGGCCCCGAUUUCAAUUUGUGGUCCGAUUCGAAAUUCGAUCCCACCACAGCUUGGGCGAAUUUGGUGAAAAAAGAAGAAGAAGAAGAGGAUGAUGAACAACACAAAAAAUAA
Molecule: messenger RNA, 6550 nt
Organism: Caenorhabditis angaria
Lineage: Eukaryota; Metazoa; Nematoda; Chromadorea; Rhabditida; Rhabditidae
Source: the annotation of a GenBank genome assembly